Miniopterus natalensis is the source of this 1281-nucleotide messenger RNA. RefSeq names its product alkB homolog 3, alpha-ketoglutarate dependent dioxygenase (gene ALKBH3). The record is from RefSeq and is a predicted model, not a curated record. Gene Ontology annotation, biological process: DNA alkylation repair. Gene Ontology annotation, cellular component: mitochondrion; nucleoplasm. NCBI's taxonomy places the organism in Eukaryota, Metazoa, Chordata, Mammalia, Chiroptera, Miniopteridae. Gene Ontology annotation, molecular function: dioxygenase activity.
CGGUCCGGGCAGAGGGUUGCUUUCCUGCGCCGAGCGGGUGUGAACCCGCGCGCCCCCGGCGGGGCGGCCGGCAGGUGUACCGAUAACCAUUGUGUGGUUCCUAUCAGGAAUGGAAUCUUCUGCAAGCUAAGAGCAGAAGCCUUUUUGGUCAACAUGGAGGACAAAAGACGACGAGCCCGAGUGCAGGGAGCCUGGGCUGGCUCUGCCAAGAGCCAGGCGGUUGCUCAGCCAGCCAACACUGCCAAGAGCCAUCUCCACCAGAGCCCUGGUCAGACCUGGACAAACAAGGCGUAUCAUGUGUCAGACAAACAGUUUGUCUUCAAAGAACCCCAGCAGGUGGUACGCAGCGUCCCGAACCCACAAGUGAUCGAUAAAGAGGGUGUAUAUGAAAUCAGCCUGUCACCAACAGGCAUAUCUAGGGUGCGUUUGUAUCCUGGCUUUGUUGACUUAAAAGAAGCCGACUGGGUAUUGGAACAGCUCUGUCAGGGUGUUCCCUGGAAACAGAGGACCGGCAUCAGAGAGGAUGUAACUUACCAGCAGCCAAGACUCACAGCAUGGUAUGGAGAACUUCCUUACACUUACUCCAGAAUCACUAUGGAACCAAAUCCUCACUGGCACCCUGUGCUGCGCACACUGAAGAACCAAAUUGAAGAGAACACGGGUCACACCUUCAACUCCUUGCUCUGCAAUCUCUACCGAAAUGAGAAGGACAGUGUGGACUGGCACAGUGAUGACGAACCCUCACUGGGGAGGUGCCCGGUCAUCGCUUCGCUCAGUUUUGGUGCCACACGCACUUUUGAGAUGAGAAAGAAGCCCCCACCAGAGGAGGGUGGAGACUACACAUAUGUGGAAAGAGUGAAGAUACCCUUGGAUCACGGGACCUUGCUAAUCAUGGAAGGAGCUACGCAAGCUGACUGGCAGCAUCGGGUGCCCAAAGAGUACCACUCUAGAGAGCUGAGAAUAAACCUGACCUUUCGGACAGUCUAUCCAGACCCUGGAGGGGCGCACCGGUGAUGUGAAAUCUUUGAGGGAGAAGCUGUGCUGAGACUGGGCAAAUCUUUCACCAAGAAGAAAUUUCGAGAGGCUGGCCCAUCUGAUCUCGCCGUGUGGCUGUUUGGAAGACGAGGCUGGGACUAACUUCCCAGCUCAGAGUCCUAUUAAGUACUAGCCAGCAGUUCAUGUUCAUACUAUGCUUACUGUGGGAGUGGUAAUCCCUAAUCACAUCUUGAAAUCACAUAUUUUGUUUAGGUAAAUAAAAACCCCUACGGCUGUGCUUGCGGA